ACAGAGGGCCUACUCUGUUGAAGAAGGAUUGGAGGGUCUGCUGUAGCCUGUGGCUUCUGACUUCGGUCCAAGGCAACCGGCGCAUCACACUUGAGUUCACCUCGUGGCCUGGCCUGGCCCCGCCCUCACCUGUGUGACGUAGCAGCCACGCCUCCUGCCUCCUUGGUAGCAGCCCCGAGAGCCACGCUCUCAGAGGCUUAGCCCGUUGGAGGUCGCUUUGGUGUGAAAACGCGGGUGGAUCUACCCGGGCCAUGAUGAAACUAGCUGCUAGCUUCCUUCUGCUGCUUCUGGAAGUGUGGCUCCCGCCUGUAACACCUCUUCCAGCUGAGGAUUUAACUUCGGCCUCCACUCCAGGCAGCCCUCUCUCACCCUCUGAAUAUGAACGCUUCUUUGCCCUGCUGACCCCAACCUGGAAGGCAGAGACCACCUGCCGCCUUCGGGCAACCCACGGCUGCCGGAACCCCACGCUUGUCCAGUUGGACCAAUAUGAAAACCACGGAUUGGUACCAGAUGGUGCUGUCUGCUCUGACCUCCCAUAUGCUUCCUGGUUUGAGUCCUUCUGCCAGUUUGCACAGUACCGUUGUUCCAACCACGUCUACUAUGCCAAGAGGGUCCGGUGCUCCCAGCCAGUCGCCAUCCUAUCCCCCAACACUUUCAAGGAGGUUGAGUCCUCAGCAGCAGUUCCUCCCACGACCAUGACCUCCUCGGCAUCCCGGGCCAUAGCCACCGAACACCAGGCCUUCCAGUCUUGGCCCGAAAGGCUCAACAACAACGUGGAAGAGUUGCUGCAGUCGUCCCUGUCCCUGGGAGGCAAGGAGCAACAGAGCAGCCAGAAGCUGGGACGGGGUCAGCACAAGCACGAGCAAGAGAGCAAGCAAGAUGAAGAACAGGAGCAAGAAGAGCAGGAAGAGGAGGAAGAGGAGGAGGAGGAAGAAGAGGAGGAAGAGGAGGAAGCAAAGCAGGAAGAGGGGCAAGGGACAGAGGAGGGGCUGCAGUCCGUGUCCAGCCUGCAGUCAGACUCUGAGCCCAAGUUGCAAUCUGAGUCCCUGUCUUCCAACCCCUCCUCCUUUACCCCCCGGGUCCGGGAAGUGGACUCUGCUCCGCUGAUGAUGGAGAAUAUCCAGGAGCUCAUUCGCUCAGCCCAACAGAUGGACAAAAUGAACGAACUAUACGAUGAUUCCUGGAGAAGCCAAAGCACCGGCAGCCUCCUGCAGCUGCCCCACACGGAGACCCUGAUGGUGCUAUGCUACUCCAUUAUGGAGAAUACCUGCACCAUGACUCCCACAGCCAAGGCCUGGAGCUACAUGGAGGAGGAGAUCCUUGGCUUCGGGGAUUCGGUCUGUGACAAUCUUGGACGUCGACACACAGCUGCCUGUCCCCUCUGUGCAUUCUGCUCCCUGAAGCUGGAGCAGUGCCAUACUGAGGGCAACAUACUGCGACAGCGGUGUGACGCGUCGCACAAGAUACCCUUCAUCAGCCCCUUGCUCUCGGCCCAGAGCAUAUCCACCGGCAACCAGGCAAGGUUCCCAGAAAAAGGCCGCUUUGCUGGGCUGGAUAUGUAUGGAGGACUCAGUUCAGACUUCUGGUGUAACCGGCUCGCCAAGAAAGGCUGUGAAGAUGACCGGGUCUCCAACUGGCUCAAGGCUGAGUUUCUUAGCUUCCAGGAUGGGGAUCUCCCCACAAAGAUUUGUGACACAGACUAUGUCCAGUACCCGAACUACUGUUCCUUCAAAAGCCAACAAUGCCUGAUGAAAAACCAGAACCGAAAGGUGUCUCGCGUCAGAUGUAUGUUGAAUGAGAAUUACAACGUGCUGAGCCCGGCUAAAAGCGAGGAGAUUAUACUUCGCUGGAACCAAGAGUUCAGCACUUUGGCUCUAGGACGGUUUGGAUGAACCGGGGUGCGUGCUGUCCCCACCCCA
Messenger RNA from Acomys russatus (golden spiny mouse), 1919 nucleotides. RefSeq names its product acrosin binding protein (gene Acrbp). Gene Ontology annotation, molecular function: protein binding. Lineage: Eukaryota; Metazoa; Chordata; Mammalia; Rodentia; Muridae. The transcript is spliced from 10 exons. Gene Ontology annotation, cellular component: nucleus; acrosomal vesicle. The record is from RefSeq and is a predicted model, not a curated record. Bases 252 to 1892 code for a protein of 546 amino acids.